AAAGCUGGUGGUUACUGGCAACCCCAUCUGAUGAGAGGCUCCCUGAUGCCGAGUCACCACGGCUCCUGCUGCCGGGACACGCCCCAGAGACCCGGCCAUGGCCUCGGCGCCGGCGCCCGUCCCUUUCAGGGAGUUCUGCCCGCUGUACUCUCUCCUCGGCGCCAUCCCCACCAAGAUCCAGAGGGGCUUCCGCUCCAUCGCCGUCUACCUCACGGCCCUGGACGCCAGCGGGGACUACAUCGCCGUGGGCAGCAGCAUCGGCAUGCUCUACCUGUACUGCCGGCACCUCGGCCGCAUGCGGAAGUACAGCUUCGAGGGCAAGACGGAACCCGUCACGGUGGUGAAGCUGCUGAGCUGCUUUGACGACCUGGUGGCCGCGGGCACGGCCUCCGGGAGGGUCGCCGUCUUCCAGCUGGUGUCCUCCCUGCCCGGCCGGAACAAGCAGCUUCGGAGAUUCGACGUCUCUGGAAUUCACAAACACAGCAUCACAGCCCUGGCUUGGAGCCCCAACGGGAUGAAAUUGUUCUCCGGAGAUGACAGAGGAAAGAUUGUCUACUCUUCUCUGGAUCUGGACCAGGUAACGCCCUUUCUGGAAACAGUGUUCGCCGCGUUACUUCUGGAGAAAUUACAUUCAUACCUACCCCUCACUAGGCCCCGCCGAGACGGCCUUGCAGUUACUGGCAGGAGGCGACAUCUGUGCUCCGCUAGUGGAUCCUUUAUUUUCUUUCUAUUUUUCUCUCCUGAUUUCAGCACUGGAAAAUUUGGGGCUUGUUUCAUACCAGGACUCUGCAAGCAGAGUGACCUGACCCUGUAUGCGUCGCGGCCCGGGCUCCGGCUGUGGAAGGCCGACGUCCACGGCACUGUUCAGGCCACCUUCGUCUUAAAAGACGUCUUUGCGGGAGGAGUCACGCCCUUUGAACUGUACCCCCGCCUGGAGCCCGCCGACGAGGGCGGCUGCAGCCGGCCCGAAAGGCGCCUGGGGCUUGUCUCCUGCUUCUCGCGAGAAGGCUGGGUGCUGAGCUGGAACGAAUACAGCAUCUUCCUGCUCGACACCGUCCACCAGGCCACGAUUGCUGGUUUGGAAGGAUCGGGGGAUAUCGUGUCUGUUUCCUGCACAGAAAAUGAAAUCUUUUUCUUGAAGGGAGACAGGAACAUUAUCAGGAUCUCGAGCAGGCCUGAAGGGCCGGCGCCAGCAGGUCUGUAUCUGCCGAGACCCCUGCGGGGUCUGGCCGGGUGCUGUCGCACUAAGGAAAGACGGCGACUCUUGGGCGCCCCGACGAUGGGCGCUGCACGGGCCUCCACGCUCGAGCGGCUUCCGGGUGGUUUUGCGGACGGGGAGGCGCGCGUGACCUCCCCGGGUGCGGGGUGCCGGGAAGCGCCUCAGGCCGGUCGGCCACCGCCCGCCGGGCGCGUCCGCAGGCCUCUGGCCACGGUCGCGGCGCUGUUGAGGGACGUGGCUUCCGGUCAGCGGCCUUGUGUUCUCCCGCGUUUAAAGCCGCCUGUGUCCGACGCGGGCUUCCUCCUCCUCGAAGCUCUGUCGGUGGCGAGCCUCGCGCCGUCCCCGCGGCGGCGUCCUCACUGUCGCUGUUCUCGCUUGAAAGUAGAAGGCGCGAGCGGGAGCACCUGCCACGGCCCCCUCGAGUCGACGCCCUGCUGCGAGCUCCCUGGAGACAGCCCCCGCGCCCCGAGUGCAGACCUGCAGCCCCCGGCCCCCGGCCCGGGCACGGACUCGCCCGGCCAGGAGCGCCGCCCACGUGGGGAGCGGAGCGUCCUGCAGGAGGGCCUCGGCCCCGCAGCACCCUGUGCCCCGGAGGCGCCAGAGCCCGCCCCGCGCUCAGCGCGCCGAGACAGUUGUGAUGGCACUGAAGCUCCACCCUGGAGCCCCGCGGGCCGCGAGGUGGGCACGCCCGGGGUGCCGAGGUCAGCCUUACCCCCGAGGGAGGACGAGGGCGGCCCCGAGGCCACAGAACUCGAAGAGGAGCCGAGUCCAGGGGACCACGAGCCGAGUGAUAGGCGGUCACCUUGCCAAGACCCGGGCAGCUGGACGGAGGCCCGGGAGGCGGGAUGUGGGGACCUUAGUGACGCCCGAGGCGCCUGUUCAGAAGUGCCCCUCCUAGGCACACCCCAGGACAGCCCAGUGUCGGCCAGCCUCUGCCUGCCCCACAGCACGGAGCCGUGGCUGCUGGAGGCUGCAGCUGACACACCCCAGGACAGCCCAGUGUCCGCCAGCCUCUGCCUGCCCCACAGCACGGAGCCAUGGCUGCUGGAGGCUGCAGCUGACCCGGGGAGCACAGAGGAGCCCUGCGGAGGACAGGGCUUCUGGACCGAGCCUGGGGCCUCCGGCACGGACGGCGGCACAGGCCAGAAGGCCGUGGCCGCUCCUGAGUGGCACAUGGGGAAGGAGGAGGGACUGCCGCCUCCCCCAGUCUCCGCCUUGGCCGCCAGCACCCACAAGCCUUGCCUGGAGCAGCCUUCACUGGACCCGGUGUCUACAUCGAGCGACGAGGAAGACAUUUACGCCCAUGGGCUUCCCUCUUCGUCCUCGGAGACGAGCGUGACAGAGCUGGGCGGUGGUCACUCCCUGCAGGACGUGAGCCAGCCCGGCCCGGGGGCCGCUGGGCCACUCGAGUCAGGCCAGUUUGCAGAGAGCUGGAUGGGCUACGCGGGCCCCGGCUACGGCAUCCUCAGCCUGGCGGUCUCCGAGAAGUACGUGUGGUGCCUGGACUACAAAGGCGGCCUGUUCUGCAGCGCACUGCCAGGCGCCGGGCUGUGCUGGCAGAAGUUUGCGGACGGCGCCCAGCAGGUGGCAGUCUCGCCCUCAGGGGCCCUGCUGUGGAAGAUCGAACAGAAGACUCACCGCGCCUUGGCGUGCGGCCGAGUCACCGGCAGGGGCAAGCGGCACUGGUACGAAGCGCUGCCCCGGGCCGUGUUCGUGGCCCUGAGCGACGACGCCGCCUGGGUCAUCCGGACCAACGGAGACCUGUACCUGCAGACAGGUCUCAGCGCGGAUCGCCCCUGCGCGCGCGCCGUGAAGGUCGACUGUCCGUACCCACUGGCCCAGGUCACAGCCCGCAACUGCGUGGUGUGGGCGCUGACGGAGCAGAGGGCCCUCCUGUACCGGGAGGGCGUGAGCAGCUUCUGUCCCGAAGGGGAGCAGUGGAAGUGUGACAUCGUCAGUGAAAGGCAGGCCUUGGAGCCCGUCUGCAUAACCCUCGGGGACCAGCAGACUCUCUGGGCCCUGGACGUGCAUGGGAACCUGUGGUUCAGGACGGGCGUCGUGGCCAAGAAGCCCCAAGGAGACGAUGGCCACUGGUGGCAGGUGAGCAUCACAGACUACGUAGUGUUCGACCAGGGCAGCCUCUUCCAGACCAUUAUCCACGCCACACACUCGGUGGCCACGGCGGCCCAGGUGCCCGUGGAGAAGGUGGCGGACAAGCUGCGCCUGGCGUUCUGGUCUCAGCAGCUCCAGUGCCAGCCGAGCCUCCUGGGUGUGAACCACAGUGGCGUCUGGCUCUCCUCCGGCAAGAAUGAAUUCCACGUCGCGAAGGGGAGCCUCCUGGGAGCCGUGAAGCUGACCAGCUUGGCGUGCGGACACCAGCACGUCUGGGCCUGCGAUUCUCGGGGUGGCGUCUACUUUCGUGUCGGGACGCAGCCUCUGAACCCCAGCCUGAUGCUCCCGGCCUGGAUCGCGAUCGAGCCGCCCACCCAGCCUGCCGGGGCCACCUUGGUCAGCGUCUACUCCAGCCCCAACGACCAGAUGCUGUGGGCGCUGGACAGCAGGUGGAGCGUGCACGUGCGCACAGGGGUCACAGAGGAGAUGCCCGUGGGCACCGCCUGGGAGCACGUGCCAGGGCUGCAGGCCUGCCAGCUGGCACUGAGCUCCAGAACCGUGUGGGCCCGCUGCCCCAACGGCGACCUCGCCCGCCGGUACGGCGUCACCGACAAGAACCCCGCCGGGGACUACUGGAAGAAGGUCCCGGGGAACGUGACGUGUUUCUCAGUGACCGCGGCGGACGAGCUGUGGGCAGUGGGCCCCCCCGGCUACCUCCUCCAGCGGCUGACGAGGACCUUCAGCCACUCUCGCCGCACCCCAGGCGGCCACGCCGCCGCCGCCCUGCACCCUGAGCAGCUGGAGGACGAGUGGGAAGUCAUCUGACCAGGAGGGCAGGGCCGAGAUGGGUGGACGCGGGGCCCUGGCACCCACACCUGGACAUGUCUCGCCAGCUCCGGGCUAGACUCACUGAUGGGCGCGGCGCCCACCUCCCGCCAGGCCCCCGCAGCCUGGCCACGGUGUGUGGCCCCCGCCCCCGCCCGAGGCGCCCCACUGCAUGCUCUGCCGUCGUGUCCACAGCGCGUCCUGCCCGCUGCUGGGGCCACACGGGCGCGGGGCCUCCACAGUGGACAAGCCAGCACCGAGCCAGCCAGAGCUGAAGGUCAGUGUCCAGCGCCCGAGUGCCCUGCGGGGGCUGCUCUGUCACAGGCCCCCCGCCCCUCUGAGAUGCAGGUUCCAGCACAUUCCAGGCCAGGCUUCCCCGGGGGGCCCAGGCGUGUUUGAGGUUGGGGGGAGGGUGCUGGGCGCUGCCAGGCGGCGCAGAUUGGCACACACCUCCACAGCCAAACACAGGCCGGCGGCCGAAGGGGCCGGAGGCCGGGGCUGGCGGACGGGCCAUGCCGGCCAGCCGAGAAGUGUCUUUGGCUGUUCCUGCUGCUGGCGGACGUGGUCAAGGCCAGAAGCGCCCUCGCAGGUCGCGUCUAACGAUUGCCUUGUUUGUUGUAUUACAAACGUGCAUCCGAUACCUCACCUGAACUCAAGCCCUGCGGGCUUCGAGAUGUGUCUGUGAAGCCCUCGGAAGCCCUUUCUCCCUUCCGCGGUUCUCUGAGCCCCGCCUGUCCUUGGCCACAGCCCCAGGGAGUGGCACGUGUGUCCGCGUGGCAGGGCCGGCCCGCAGGCGGCUCAGUGCCAGCAGCGGGUGUCUGUGUCCACCAUCCCCGAGGCUGGAGCCCCUGUGGCCAGGCCUGGGCAGGCGGCCUCGUCCUCCCAGUGACCACUCCAAGGCAGGGCUUGUGCCUGCUGCCGUCCUAGCCCGAAUUGGCCGGGGCCUGUUCCUCCGUGCAGUGUCCAGGAGCCCCCGAGCGCAGGCAGAGUGUCGUCUGACCAGCCCCAGCCGUGAAGGUGGAGGCCCUCGGGGCUAGCUGAGGGUGAGGCCUGGGCCCUGCUCUCUGGGCACAAGCCCCCAUCUGGGGCAGGGGCCAGCAGCGGCCGCCUGGGCGGGGCUGCGACUCCCCUGGGCCCAGCCGGCCCGGGAGCCCAGCUGGCAUGCGACGCUCCGCCUCCCUCUGCUGGGCUCACUCGCCUCCUGGCUCUGUGCUGCUGUGCCCAGCCCGGGCGUAAACGCCCAGCCCGGUGGUCUGGCGUCUGCGCUGGGGGCACCUGCUGGACACGCGCGCUGGCCAUUGUAAGCCCCGCCCUCAGCCAGGAGAGGCGGGCAGCUGCAGUUCCCUGGCCGGUCUCGGUGUGGGCGCUUCGCAGGUCGCUGUCCAGGGGGCCGUGGCUCCCGAGGCCCACGGACCCCGAGUACCGGGGAGGACGCUCCUGAGGCCCAGCCACAGGCCACCUGCCUGCCCCCAGCGACAUGGGGGACCCUGCCCCGGCCAGAGGAGUGGCCGGGGCGAGGGGAGGGCAGGUCCAGCGGCCUGGUGUGCAGUGGGGGCCCGCAGCGGCGCCUUGUCGGAGCCCCGGGGGAGGAAGGCGCCACCCAGGCCAGGUGCUCUGCGCGCUUGGCCGCACGAGGCUGGCCCGCAGCUCCAGACCGGGGAGGGCGGUGCCAGGCAGGGGCGAGGCGACCGUCGGCUGCAGUGGAGGCCUCAGGACCGGGGGCUGUAGCCCCCCUCCCGGCAGCCGGUCUCACCUGAGGGAAGAGAGCUGGUCAGCUCGGAAGGUACGGCUGCGUCCAGCCAGAACCCCGCGUGGAGCCAAGAGGGUUACGUGACUGUGACGACUGAACUAAAACCGGACACGUGGGGAGGGACGGGAGAGUGGACGGAGGCACCGAGACCGUGUGGCACCGCCCUCCUCGGCCUUCCAGCCCAGGCGCCGGGGCCGGCCCUCAGGGACUGCCCUGAGGGGCCAGCGCAGCCCCAGAAUGGAAGCUCCCUCCCUGGGCAGCGCCGGCUGUGGGGGCCGCCGCAGGCUCGCCGGCGGGCAAAGGGGACGGUCUGGCAGACCCUCCGGGGCAUGUGUGACGUGUCCUGACUUGUAAGCCAUGUUCAAUGUAUAAUUUAUUCCAAAAAUAAAUAAGAUUCACAUUUAAAAAGCCCAGCCCCGACGUUCCCUGUGUGUCCCCAGCGGCCGCCGAGCACCAGCCAGGCCUCCCUCAGGGCCGGCAAGGCCUUCACCGAGCCUCUUCCAGCCAGGCCCGCGGGCGCGGUCACGUCCAGCUCUGCGGCGCUGGCCUGGUCGUGGGGGCGGGGGCGUCUCCCCAGGAGCGUCACAUGCCGUGUGUAUCCCACCAGCAGACUUUUUUCAGAGCAGGCUGCCCCUCAGGCUGGGCAGUGGCCAUUCCCUGUGGACACUCGUCCUCCGCCUGCUCCCAUGUGCCUCGCUGCAGCAGCUCUGGGGACUGGCUUCCCUCACUGACUCCAGAAGCAUCCUGUCUGAGCAGGACUUGGGGUACCCAGGAAACUGAAGAAGCUGGGGGGGGGAGAAGCCCGCAGAGCACAGGCGGGCGCCAGUGCAGGAGCCGAGGCCACGGAGGGUCGGAAACCUUCUCCACCCUGGGCCUGGGCCGCCAGAAGGGGCUGUGCUGCUUCCUUGGUGGCCAGUGAAGAGCACGAGCAGCCCCGUCACCCAGAGAAAAGCGGCCUCACUCCAGGCAGAGCCACUGGGGCCCUGGACAGCCCGGGAUGAGUGGGCACCUGCUGGGGACACAGCGGGCCUGGCGGCUCCUGGCCUGCCAGUCCGAUAGGCGUGUCACCAAGGUGCCAAGUGGCAUGGCCCUUCCUUCCUCAGGGGCCCAGGGGACGCCACAAGCCGAGGCCGGCACCUCCCCACCAGUGGCUGCCCCCAGAUAGCCCAGGAACCCUGUUAAUCAGCCCGCACCAGGGCCUGGGGGGCUGGGCUGUCUUCCCCAGUGGGUGCGGACUCUAGGCUGGCCACAGCCUCCUCAGGGAACGGCCUGCGGAAGGGCAGCUGAGGCACUGGCUGUCCACUUGGUCCGGGCGGCCGCAAGAGUGGGUCACCACCUCCUCAGGGCAGGGAGGGAGUCCACAUGGCCCCACCCCCAGGAGUUGGUGGGGACACUGAAGCCAGGCCAGUCUGUCCAAGGUCACUGAGCUGGUACAGGUGCCAGUCAGGACCCCCUGCCAGACCCUGCUGCCCGGACACCCAGGGAUUCGAGGGGCAGGGUGAAGAGCAGGAGCUCCUGGCCAGGCCGGUCACUCUGCCCCGCAAACCCUCAGCUCUGCCCUCUGCAGCACAUUCUGGGCUUUAGGGUCCACCAGCCCCGGGCAGUGGCCUGGCCAUGCUCCCCUGUAUUAAGGCGCCUCAGGGCACCGACCCAGCUUUCCAGCCAGGGUCCCCCUAGGUAGGGAACCCCACCGGCAGUACCUCCCGCAAGCCCGGCUUUGGCCCCAGGGGACACCCGGGAGCCUGGCCCUGGCUGAGGGCCCUCCCACCCCAACUAGGGAAGCUGGGGACAGGGCUGAGGGGCAGCCAGGACCAGGGCCAUGGAGGAGUGCAAAUGAGGCGCUAGGGUCAAGUGGGAGCCCAGUUUGGGGUGGGCGGCCGCCUGCGCUUCACGCCACCAAGGCCACUGGUCCAGAUGGGAGGCCGGCUGCCCCCUAGCGGGCGACCUGCGAGUAGGGCAGGCGCGAGCCUCACCCGGUUGCUCCUGGCCAGGGUGCUGCCGCCCGUCGACGCGGCCAGUCGACCCGCCCCGCAGCGGUGACGCAGGAGGCAACAGAAGAGGCGGAGGCAGCCGUGCAGAGAUCUCUCUAUGUCAGGCGCCGGGCACCAGGCCCCCGAACACAGCUUCCCCACGCGGCGGCGCCAGGGCACCCGGGGGCUAGCCCUGGCCCGAGAGGUCCAGCGGCUGCAGGAAGGGCGGCAGCGGCAGCUCGUCCAGGGCCUCGGGGAAGCGGCCAGGCGAGAUGGCGGUGACCAGCACCUGCAU
Molecule: messenger RNA, 8171 nt
Organism: Condylura cristata (star-nosed mole)
Lineage: Eukaryota; Metazoa; Chordata; Mammalia; Eulipotyphla; Talpidae
Gene: TECPR2
Product: tectonin beta-propeller repeat containing 2
Exons: 18
Coding region: 98-4156 (1352 amino acids)
Molecular function (GO): protein binding
Source: RefSeq, a predicted model, not a curated record